Molecule: messenger RNA, 883 nt
Organism: Exophiala viscosa
Lineage: Eukaryota; Fungi; Ascomycota; Eurotiomycetes; Chaetothyriales; Herpotrichiellaceae
Exons: 4
Coding region: 1-879 (292 amino acids)
Cellular component (GO): cytoplasm
Molecular function (GO): oxidoreductase activity, acting on the CH-OH group of donors, NAD or NADP as acceptor
Source: RefSeq, a predicted model, not a curated record
AUGCCUUGCGGAGAUCUUGCAUUAACCAACAGCGUGGUGCUAAUUACUGGUGGAGGUUCUGGGAUCAACUUUGCCUUCUCCAAACUAGUAUUCGAAGCAGGGGCAAAAAUUCUCAUAGCAGAUCUCACCCUCACCGAGGACGCCAGAAAGUUCGUGGCUUCAGUGCCGUCCGAAAAGGUUACUUUUGUGAAAUGUGACGUAACAAGACGGGCGGAUCUGGAAAAUCUGAUCAAAGCUUCUCGAGACACCUUCGGUACAGUUCCUGACGUAUACGUAGCUGGUGCUGGUGUGUUUGAGCCCGAUUGGUCGACAUGGUGGGACGACACAGAAGAUGAUGGAUAUAAGCAACUCGAUAUCAACGCAACUCACCCCAUGAAGCUUACGCGGAUUGCUACCAAAGCAUUGCUUUCAGAGCAAAAAAAGGGAGUGAUAUUGAUCCUGGCCUCGCUAGCAGGAUUCCUAGGCACCUUUUCGGCUCCAUUAUACUGCGCUUCGAAGCAUGCAGUGAUUGGCUUCGUCCGUUCGAUGGCCGACCUCGACUGUUACGCAAAUAUCAGGGUUCACGCUAUAGCACCGGGUAUGGUGCAGACUCCUUUAUGGUUGAACAACCCCGAAAAGAUGAGCCGGUUUGGCUAUGACCCGAAGACGGCUGUCACCGCAGAGACCGUUGCAAAGGCAAUGAUAGACACAGUUAUCAACGGUAAAUACCAGGGAGGCGAAUCUGUCGAAAUCACAGUCAGCGGAACCCGUGUUUUGGGAACGUGGAAUCUGGAUCCACCGUCGUCGAGUGGUACUAGUGUGCCCCAAGAGGUCAUAGACAAAAAUCAUGCGCCUCUCAUGGCCAUUCUUGAUAAAGAAAGAGGUCCGCUGAAAAGAUAGAGCC